Molecule: messenger RNA, 1376 nt
Organism: Daucus carota subsp. sativus
Lineage: Eukaryota; Viridiplantae; Streptophyta; Magnoliopsida; Apiales; Apiaceae
Product: thiol-disulfide oxidoreductase LTO1
Exons: 7
Coding region: 106-1233 (375 amino acids)
Molecular function (GO): oxidoreductase activity
Source: RefSeq, a predicted model, not a curated record
AGUAUUUGGGUUCCCUUUGAUUGAAUUUUUCUCAGGAGACAAAGGAUAACAGUGGUAAACGGGUUUGAGUUAAAAAAUAGAAAGCAAGGACAGUGGAGUUUGUCAAUGGCUACUCUGAGCUUCACUUCAUCUCCUGCUGCUCUGCUGUUGAACAACAACGCCACCACUUAUCAUCUUCCUCGCUUCCUUUCCAUUUCCUCCUUCCCCAACCACAAGAGCGUUUGGAGACCCCAAGUGGCGCUGCUUCAUGUCAAGUGCUUAGCGAACAUACCCGAAAAGGAUGCAAUCUUGGAGGAAACCGAGGAAGAGCAGAACAAGUCUUUGUCUGAAUCUGAUUCUCUUGGAAGCAUUUCAGCAUACACUUGGUGUGCUGGGCUUGGUGCCCUGGGAUUUCUAGAGACCACCUAUUUGACUUAUCUCAAGUUGACUAAUUCUGAUGUGUUUUGUCCUCUUGGUUCUUCCUCUACUUCCUGUUCCAGCAUCCUCAACAGUCAAUACUCACUCCUUUUCGGUGUACCUCUUCCUUUGAUUGGAAUGAUUGCAUAUGGGUUAGUAACAAACCUUGCUUUGCAGUUAGCUGGUAAGGAGUUGCCAUUCAGAGUUAAUGAAACAAAUGGUCGUUUGAUAUUACUGGCCACAACUACGUCCAUGGCAACUGCUAGUACAUACUUCUUGUACGUGUUGAGCACAUCGUUUCCAGGAGAUUCAUGUGCAUACUGUUUGUUCUCAGCUCUAUUGUCAUUUGGCUUGCUCUUCACCACGUUAAAGGCUUCAGGAUUGCGAGAAGUGCAAAAUUAUGUUGGGCUGCAGCUAGUUUUAGCUGCCAUAGUUGUUACUGCUUUGAGCACCUCAUAUAGUAUCUCAUCUCCAGUCUCCACAAGCAUGGCUGAUACUAAUAUGCCAUUCUUCGCUACUGAAAUCACUACACAGUCAAGUCCUUUCACUCUCUCUCUUGCAAAGCAUCUACAGUCAAUAGGAGCUAAGAUGUAUGGAGCUUUCUGGUGUUCCCACUGUGUAGAACAAAAGCAGAUGUUUGGAAGUGAGGCAGCAAAGCUUUUGAAUUACACUGAAUGCUUCCCAGAUGGAUACAGAACUGGAGUUAAAAUCGACAAGGCAUGUGCAAAUGUUGGAAUUGAAGGUUUUCCAACCUGGGUAAUUAAUGGUCAGGUUUUGAGUGGAGAACUAGAGCUAUCAGAGCUUGCUCGGAUAUCUGGAUUUGAACAACCGAAUUAGAUUAGUAAUUUAUUCUUAAGUAUGUACAGCUCACAUAUAUCAAAAAGUUAAAGAUCCUCUUCAUUUACCGUACUUGUCCAACCUUUGAGAGUUUAAUAAAUGAAUAUUACUUAAGACAAUAAAUGAAAUCACUGUUACAAUUC